Messenger RNA from Nematolebias whitei (Rio pearlfish), 3897 nucleotides. Its product is annotated as FERM, ARHGEF and pleckstrin domain-containing protein 1. Gene Ontology annotation, cellular component: cytoskeleton. The transcript is spliced from 28 exons. Gene Ontology annotation, molecular function: cytoskeletal protein binding; guanyl-nucleotide exchange factor activity. The record is from RefSeq and is a predicted model, not a curated record. NCBI's taxonomy places the organism in Eukaryota, Metazoa, Chordata, Actinopteri, Cyprinodontiformes, Rivulidae. Bases 227 to 3313 code for a protein of 1028 amino acids.
UCAUUGUUCUGGGAGUAGGAAGCGUUUCUUGCCUCUCGGCCCACACAUUCGUGUCGAUGGCUGCCGCGCCGAAACCACGUCCCGCCUGAGAGGGAGUCGGUUCGGCUCGGGACCAGAACGCCAAAUUCGUGCGUGGGAUUUACCGGAGAGAAAGGAAAAGCUCCGUGUCUCCCUGGGGGACGGCUCGUGGACCCCGGAGGAGGAGCGGACGGAAACAGCGGUCAAAAUGUCCGAUCCAGCCGAGAGGCAGUCCACAGCCGGACAGAGGCUGGGCGCCCCUGAAAGUUUUGGAGUGUCCACCCUGGAGCCAGGCACGCACCCUCCAACUCAACCCGCGGGGCGCCAAGUCUCCAUAAGGGUUCAGAUGCUCGAUGACACACAGGAAGUCUUCCAGAUUUCGCAACGCUCACAUGGUAAAGUGCUGUUUGAUCUGGUUUGCGUCCAUCUCAACCUGACUGAAGGAGACUAUUUUGGACUGGAGUAUCAGGACCAACGGAAGAUGACGGUGUGGUUGGAUCUCCUGAAGCCGACGCUGAAGCAGAUCAGACGGCCGAAAAACACCAUCCUUCGCUUUGUGGUGAAGUUCUUCCCUCCUGACCACACGCAGCUCAUGGAGGAGCUGACUCAGUAUCUGUUUGCGCUGCAGAUUAAGCAGGACCUGGCCUGCGGGCGUCUAAUCUGCAACGACACCAGCGCAGCUCUAAUGGUUUCCCACAUCAUCCAGUCUGAGAUUGGGGACUUUGAAGAGACGCAGAGCUGGCAGCAUCUCCUGCAUAACAAGUACCUUCCAGACCAGGACGCCAUCCGAGACAAGAUCAUAGACUGCCACCGCAAGCAUGUCGGGCAGACUCCAGCAGAGUCGGACUACCAGCUGCUGGAAAUCGCUCGUCGUCUGGAGAUGUACGGUGUCCGCCUGCACCCCGCCAAGGACCGAGAGGGCACUAAGCUUAGCCUGUCUGUGGCGCACACUGGAGUCCUGGUUUUUCAGGGCUACACAAAAAUUAACGCCUUCAACUGGGCCAAGAUUCGCAAGCUGAGCUUCAAACGUAAAAGGUUCCUGAUCAAGUUGAGAUCUGACCCUGCCAACUCUCAUCACGACACGCUGGAGUUCGCCAUGGCCAGCAGGGACUGCUGCAAGGUUUUCUGGAAGAUCUGUGUGGAGUAUCACGCCUUCUUCAGGCUCUUCGAGGAGCCCAAGCCUAAACCCAAACCUAUCCUCUUCACAAGGGGGUCCUCAUUCCGGUUCAGCGGUCGAACCCAGAAGCAGAUCAUCGACCACAUGAAAGACUCCGAGAUCAAGAGGGUUCCAUUUGAGAGAAAGCACAGUAAGAUUCUGUCCAACAGCGGCAUGUCCCCUCAGUCGUCUUCCUGCAGAUCACAAGUGCCAAAAGAGAGUGCCUCGUUGGUGCCGUUGGCAGACCAGCCCGACGCGGUCAGACUGGCUCAGGAAGUCAAAUCGAAAGGUUCAGAGGAGCUGCCGGCCACCACGCCACCCAUCAAUGGUUUCCACGAUGGCACACUCCUCAGCUCCGACCCGACUCGGCGGAACCACAACGGAACGGGAUCGGCACCGGGCCAGCAGCUCCUGAACCAAGAAAUCCCUGGUUCGGAGGACUCUCCGCAGGCAAGUCCCCUUGUGGUUGUCAUCAGCUCUGUGAACGGUCAGGAGGCCGGGAGUGUCCUGGGACAGGUUCCAGAGGGACAGCAGCUUACACCUCUUACCAGUCCACUGCUUACUGAUGCUGGGUACAUCCGCAACGAUGAGGAGGAAGAGGCGAGGAGGAAGAAGUUUCCCACAGACAAGGCCUACUUUAUAGCCAAAGAACUGUUGACCACAGAGCGGACCUACCUCAACGACCUGAAAGUUAUCACAGAGUCCUUCCAGAGAACUGUGGAGAAAGACGAAGCGUUUCCAGCUUCACUCAGGAACCUGAUGUCGAGCCACUACGAUCCGAUCUACAAGUUUCACCAGGGGUUCCUCAAAGAGACGGAGCAGCGGCUGGCGCAGUGGGAGGGUCGAUCUAACGCCCAUAUCAAAGGAGAUUAUCAGCGAAUUGGGGACAUUUUAUUGAAGAACAUCCAGGGUCUGAGGCAGCUGACACUUCAUCUGCAGAAGCAUUCAGAGUGCUUGGUGGAGCUGGAACGGGCUUGUAGGACGAGUCGGAAGGUUGAAACUCUGUGCAGGGACUUCGAGCAGCAGAGGAUUUGCUACUUGCCUCUCUACAUCUUCCUGCUCAGGCCUCUCCACCGCCUGCUGCACUACAAACUCAUCCUGGAGAGGCUCUGCAAGCACUACCCGCCCACCCACGACGACUUCAGGGACAGCCGAGCGGCCCUGGCCGAGAUCUCCGAGAUGGUGCUGCAACUCCAGGGCAUCAUGAUGAAGAUGGAAAACUUCCAGAAGCUUCUAGAGCUGAAGAAGGAUCUGACCGGCAUCGAAAACCUCGUCAUCCCCGGGAGGGAGUUUAUCAGGUUGGGUUGCCUCAGCAAACUCUCCGCGAAGGGCCUUCAGCAGAGAAUGUUCUUCCUGUUUAGUGAUUGUUUGCUGUACACCAGUCGGGGGAUGACUCCGUCCAACCAGUUCAGGGUCCACGGUCAGCUGUCUCUCUACAAAAUGACGAUCAGAGAAAGCGAGGAGGAGUGGGGCGUCCCCCAUUCGUUUACGUUGUUUGGCCAGCACCAGUCUGUAGUGGUGGCCGCCAGCUGCGAGUCAGAGAUGGAGCAGUGGGUGGAGGACAUCAGGAUGGCUAUCGACCUGGCAGAACAGAGCAGCCUCCCAGAUGCCGGCCUGCUUUCCACUAGUCCAGCCGAGAACAAGCUUUCAGAGGAUGGUGGAGCCGAGCUGGAGUCGGAGGAGGAGCUCUCCGGCUCGCGUUCGUCCCUCGAGCGUCAGAGUCACCGUGGUAACACCACCGUGCACGUCUGCUGGCAUCGCAACACCAGCGUGUCCAUGGUGGACUUCAGCAUUGCCGUGGAGAACCAGCUCUCAGGUAACUUGUUGAGGAAGUUUAAGAACAGCAACGGCUGGCAGAAACUCUGGGUGGUCUUCACCAACUUCAGCCUCUUCUUUUACAAAUCACACCAGGAUGAGUACCCUCUGGCCAGCCUCCCUCUUCUGGGCUACUCUGUCACCGUCCCAGCCGAGUCUGAGAACAUCCACAAAGAUUACGUAUUUAAACUUCACUUUAAAUCCCACGUGUACUACUUCAGAUCGGAGAGCGAGUACACGUUUGAAAGGUGGAUGGAGGUGAUCCGCAGCGCCACCUGCUCCACCAGCCGCUCCCUGCCAAGCACAAGGAAAGAUGUGUAUUGAUCACCCUGCCCUCCUCCUCCUCCUCCUCCUCCUCCUCCUCCUCCUCUUCCUCUUCCUCACACUCGCCUUAAGGAAGACCUGGACUUCAGGCUGCACAGAUAACAAGACAAACUUUCCUCACAGACACUGAAUCAUGUUGCACACAGAAGACACUCAUCAAAACGCUCAUCAGUCGCUUUUAUUCUGUUCAGGAAGUCCUCACACGUCACCUUUUCUUUUUCUUUUUUUACACUUUCUCAUCGCUGCAUCUGAAGUUGUCGGCGAUGUUUAAAAAAUUUUGUGCCAAACUGGAAGUUCCUCUGACAAUAUUUUUCGCUUACAUGCACACGUCACGGUUAGGAGAACGAGGAUAAUAAGGGGUUAAAUCAUGACGCGUUCUGAAAGUGACCAAAGGGAGGUGGAAUGAAAUAUUCAAGAAAAAGCCGUGUAUGAUCAGAUUUGGGACACAAUUGGAAAGUUUUUCUUUUUUUGUAAUGUGCUUUUUUGUACAGUAUUUUGAUACACUGUGAAAACUCAUCUUUUUGUCAUUUGGUUUCGUCUGAGAGGACAAACUGAAAUAAAAACACUUCAGAUCUGCUUCCAAA